Molecule: messenger RNA, 3450 nt
Organism: [Torrubiella] hemipterigena
Lineage: Eukaryota; Fungi; Ascomycota; Sordariomycetes; Hypocreales; Clavicipitaceae
Source: the annotation of a GenBank genome assembly
AACACUCCUUCUAAAAACACGACAUCUCCAUCUCCCAAUACGCAAGUUACCGAAAUCUUCAUCAAUACACAUUAUACGCAAUGGACAACAUUAUCGAAAUCCCCAUUUUUGAGCCAGACGGCGUCACAUAUGAUGAGCUUCACGCCGCUGGCUAUAACGCCCUGUGGGCAGGUUUCGGCAUUGCAGCAAUCACCACGUUCAUCCUCGUUGUCUCAUCAUGGGGAAUCCCUACACGCAAGCGAGCAGUGCAUGUCCUCGGCAUCCUCACCUCCGUCGCCACAGCACUCUCCUACCUCGCCAUGACCACAGGCUACGGCAACAUUACUUCUUGCCGAGAGACAGUUGGUCAUGAAGACGGCUUCAAGAUCCCCGAGCUGUCUUGCCGCAUUGACAGCGAAAUGAGAUACAACGAGUGGCUGCUCACCACCACCCUUCUGAUUAUCAACCUCGCUCUCGUGGCAGGACUUGGUGGUGCCCAGACCCUCGUCUCCCUUGCUUCAGGAUACAUUGUGCUGUGGUCCACGCGCGUCAUCGUCUCUCAGGAGAACGACCACCAUAUCCGCCAGCGCUGGAUCUGGGUGGUCGUUGUCAUUCUUGCCUACAUCAGCUUGCUCUGGAACAUCCUCGGCCAGGCAUUUGACUCGUCCAAGGCAAGAGGCGCUACUGUCCAGAAGUUCUAUAUCCCCUUUGGCAUCACCAUUCUUGCCCUCUGGACCAUCAACCUCGGUGUCUGGGUUGGCUCGCUUGGCUCUGGUGCCUUGAGCGCCGACUGCACUGCCAUUACAUUUACUGUCGUUGAUAGUCUUCUCAAGUGCACCAGUGGUGUGGUUCUGGCCUUUGCCUGCCGCCGCUUCCCGGAUGUCAGUGUUGAGCUAGGCGGAUACUGGGCUACUGGCACAUCUACCGAGGGACGUAUUCGCCUCGGUGAUGAGACGGAAAACUAAGUCAAACACAAUGAUGAAAAAAAAAAGUUGACCGGCGUGCUAGCUUCAAGUUAUAUACCAUGAUGAUUAAUAUGAACAAGGAAUACCCAAAGAAUGGUCUGCGCUACUUCUCCCUCCCUAAAUCAUGGACAAGACACCCAACAGGUUUUGCUUUCCGUCACAUCCGCACGGUACAUAGGCACCGUCUUCAAAGUUGGCAAUGCACAUGCAAUGUAAAUCUUGGGGCCCACGGCGUUGUAACCUGCUCGAAUCGAAGCUCCUAGUUUCAGUUUGCGACAUGCGCAUCGAGGCCAUCCGCGUCUCAAACGAAGUCUCCUUGCAUGGGCAUGGGAUCCUGUGCCCAUCAACACUACCUUCAAUAAGACAGUCGCAGUUGUGUCCAUCGCCACGCGAAAUCUGUGUAACUUUUCGCUGAGGUGCGCCAGCACACGGUGUAGGUUCGGCAACCGGGCCGAGGCGACCAUCUGUAAUCUUCAUGCACUGCUCGUUAGCGGCACCCCAAACGAGGUGCUUCUUCAUAGGGUGCUUUCGAGCCUUUUCGUCUUCACAACCGUCGCAUACAAGCCGGUCAUAGGCGUCGUGGUAGCAGCUGCAGUAGGACCCUUCUUUGACGUUGAUAGGUGAGUAGUCUGCUGAGCAGAAGCAUGGUCCUGUUUGUCCAAGACAGGCGCAGUCAGCCAUGGGGAGAAACGUGGUGCCAGAGACGGCAGCAGCCAGAGUGGCAAAGGCAAACAGAAACUUCAUAAUGAUUAGUGUAUAUAGAUCUGAGGUUGUACGGUAGCGGUGCUGAGAAAUUGGUGUUCAAUAACGCUGAGUCAAGGCUCUUAUGCGGAAGCAGGGAUCAGUCGUCAUUUUAUAGUUUCUCAAUGGCUCUAUAAAAACUAUGAUAUUCUAUAGCAGCCAGUGUCAUUGCUUUCAUUGUUCUGCAGAACAUCUUUGUCUACAUACAAUGCCUGGCAUGCGUCGUCAAGGGGACUACUGUGAGACAUUGGCCACCAUCCUAUUGGACCUCGCUGCCGUCCAUGUAUGUCUCACCCUACGAACUGCCCUUGGUCCAAAUACAACUAACGUAGAGCCCACCAAAGAACUCACCCGCAGCCCCAGUCGGUCGAGACAAUCUGGGCAUUGUUGUCGCUAGCAACAGACCUUUGCAUUCCAAGCACCAACAACGGGCGGCAAUUGCACAACACCACAGUAAAGUAUAAUAUAUUGUUACUACGAAACGACGCUAAUUAAAUAAAACAGCAUAUUACAUUCUUUGUAAUUAUAAAAAUGCACUCGCUAGUCUCUUAUUGUUUGUCGGCUAGACUAUUGCAGGAUCUGCUCAAGCUUGCGAUGAAGCUCAACGGCCUCUGCAAAGGUCGGGACGGGCUCAUUGUUCAAGUAGCGCUCAUACACAUCCGCGAUCGCUUUGGCAGCCGCAUAGUCGUAUUCAUUUUGCCAAUCCCUCCACUCAGCAGUGAUGUCCUCAAGUUCAUCAGUUACGUGGUCAUGGACCUGGAAAUGCACCUCUCCAGGGUCCUGCUGGCCGCCCAAGAAGGUGGUAUUGCGCGCAGUGAGACGGAUCUCACCUUUUUCACCAUUUACACUCCAGGUAAAUGCAUCCUGUCCCUUAAACGGCUGGCCACGACGGAAGUAGACAGACACGGUAGCAUCAGGCACUGCUGUGGCGUUAUCGGCCAGCCGGCCUGACAGAUGCAGCAGAUCAGGCACGUUGGUCGGCUCGGAGCGAACAACAGCGCCUUUAUCGUCGAUAAACUUUACAACAGGGCGCUGAAUCUGCGCGAUUGAGCGAAUAUCGCUGACGUCGCCGAGGACAGACUGUACCUGAUCAAACACUGUGUUUUGUUAGUGACGUUGGCAGCUGGAGCAAUGACCGAUUCACUUACAGUGUGCAAAGCCGAUGGUAAUAGGGUUACCACCGAUAGAUCUAUCAGUGAAGUAGUCCAAUUUGUUUGUGAGUGUCUCGCGAUCCACUGUUCCUCCAAAGGCUCGCAGUUCAGAGCUUAGGACUUUGCCAAUCUUACCCUCAUCAAUAAGCGCCUUGACCUUUUCGAACAGCGGUACAUAUCUGCCCUGUAAACCGACAAUUGAUUUCCCGUUGGCUCCAACAGCGUCUUGAAGCUCCUCGGCAUGUUUGACAUCUUGGGCAAGUGGCCAUUCAAUGUAUGGCACUUUUCCUGCUUUAAUGGAUGGAAGGGUGGCAGAGUAAUGUGUGUCUACUCGUGUAGAAGUCACAACGAGAUCAACUUCUGGAUCGGCAGCUAGGUCCUCUGGAUUUCCAUAGGCUUUGAUACCUGUGUCGUCGGGAAAAUACUUUUCAAUAGCCUUUUGAGCGGCUUCUGUGCUUGAAUUAAGUAGUGCAGUGAUUUUGAAAUUCUUUCUACCGCGUGCAGAUAAUAGAUAGGGUAGAUGGCCAACAGCAGCCCAUGCUGUCUUAGCAUUGGCAGAGAGGCCAACAAUAGCGACUCGAAUAAUAGCCAUGGUGUUUUUGUGCAGACGCGGA